AUGUUGGUUCUCAUUUCAAUAUUGCCAAUUUUAUCCUGUGUCACCGCGCAGUGUUUGCGACCAACUGUAUUAUGUGACCAGCCAAAGCUCUCCCCAUGUGCACCUUCAUUAUUAAUUGAACCAGAAUACACAGCACUGGGAUGUCUACAGCCAACAAUUACCCCCUAUGGAACGUUAAGCGAAGUGCCACUCUUUCCCCUUUUGGCCAAUCCAGAAGUGCCGCUAUCGAUGUUGCCAGCUGCGUCUCCAAUUUCGGCUUUGAUACACCCAUUUUCAUGCAUAUACCCCCCUGCCCUGCCUUGUAAUUGUGGUAGCCAUUUUCUUAAGAAAAUUCCUAUUCCACCACCGUUUAUAUAA
Pieris macdunnoughi is the source of this 357-nucleotide messenger RNA. NCBI's taxonomy places the organism in Eukaryota, Metazoa, Arthropoda, Insecta, Lepidoptera, Pieridae. The record is from the annotation of a GenBank genome assembly.